Messenger RNA from Momordica charantia (bitter melon), 1842 nucleotides. The record is from RefSeq and is a predicted model, not a curated record. NCBI's taxonomy places the organism in Eukaryota, Viridiplantae, Streptophyta, Magnoliopsida, Cucurbitales, Cucurbitaceae.
AUGACGAUCUCAAACUUACCCACUCCAAUCGUGACUCCUCCGGCAGUAGUGAGUGGCGCUGUCUUCACCAGUCCACCGUUGAAUCAACUACUUAAUCAAAUCACCUCUAUUAAAAUGGAUAGAGGAAACUUUCUACUAUGGCAAAAUUUGGCCUUACCGAUCCUGCGAAGCUACAAGCUAUUUGACUACCUUACGGGAGACAAGCCAUGCCCUCCCACGCAUCUUGUUCCAACAGACACACCUACAAAUAUAGAAGGCAGCACCUCGUCGCAAUCCUCCCCAACUUUGAACCCCACGUACGAGGCGUGGAUCGUAGUGGAUAAACUACUCUUGGGUUGGCUUUACAACUCGAUGGCAGCGGACGUAGCCAUGCAAGUUAUGGGGUUUUCCACGUCGCGUGAACUAUGGACAGCAGUUCAAGAACUUUUUGGUGUCCAAUCCAGAGCGGAAGUAGACUACCUAAAACAGGUAUUUCAACAAACCUGCAAGGGCUCAUUACAAAUGAUUGAAUAUUUAAAGCUUAUGAAAAGUCAUGCUGAUAAUUUGGCCCUAGCGGGUAGUUCGGUCUCUGUUCGAGACUUGGUUUCACAAGUAUUGACAGGUUUGGAUGAAGAGUACAAUCCCAUCGUGGUGGCCGUUCAAGGCAAAGUAAAUCUGUCAUGGUCAGAAAUGCACGCAGAGCUUCUAACAUACGAGAAACGGUUGGAAUACCAAAACUCCCUCAAAAGUGGCAUCCCGAUCAACCAGACUCAAACACCCUCAGUGAACUAUGUUGAUGGGCGAAGCUUCCAAACCAACCAGCGGACUAAUAAUGGAAACAACAGUCAUGGGUCAAAUACUCAUCGUGGCGGUGGUUAUCAACGGGGAAGUUUUGGUCAACGAAAUCGUGGCAGAGGACCUCAACCCACCCAACAUAAAAAUUUCACCCCCUCAAAUUCUGGACCAAAUGUAUUUGCUGCACAUCACACUUCUACCACGGUCACUACCCCUGAGACUGUCAUUGAUCCUAGUUGGUAUGCCGACAGUGGAGCUACAAGUCAUGUGACUGCCAACCCGAACAAUGUUGAGCAAAAAGUUGAUUACUCAGGUACCGAAAAUGUAAUUGUCGCAAAUGGCAAUAAGUUAUCUAUCUCUCACAUUGGUAGCACUAAUAUCCAUGCCUCGGGUGGUUCUUUAAAAUUGAAAGAUGUUCUCCGUGUUCCUGAUAUAGCUAAAAACCUUGACAAGGCUUCGGGAAGAACUUUGUUGAAAGGAACACUUAAAGACAACCUCUAUCGUCUUGAUAGAAGUCACCGGUCACCACCCGCUACUCCCACAUUGACUGCACCGUUGUUUGCUCACACUGUUGUAUCUCUGUCGAAUAAUACUCUCAGUUCAGAGAAACCAACUCCUUCUUUCCCGUUUGCUGAACACAUUAAUGUAGUGGUGUCCACAACCGUGUGGCAUAAACGGCUUGGACAUCCUUCUAUUCAAGUGUUGACACUUCAAUCCGAUGGUGGGGGCGAAUAUCAACCAAUUCAUUCUCUGUGCCGCAAUCUUGGGAUUCAAAUCCGAGUCUCUUAUCCAUACACUUCAGCACAAAAUGGACGGGCAGAGAGAAAGCAUCGACACAUAGUUGAGACUGGUCUCACACUUCUCGCUCAAGCAUCUAUGUCGUUGAACUAUUGGUGGGAUGUGUUUCUUACUGCCACCCUCUUGAUAAACAGCAUGCCUAUGGUCGUUCUAAAAUUCAAGUCUCCGAUGGAAGCACUAGUUGGGAAGCAACUUGAUCUCACAUCUGUAAACACCUUUGGGUGUGCCUGUUUCCUCUGCUUACGCCCAUAUCACAGCCAGAAGUUCUAG